Molecule: messenger RNA, 582 nt
Organism: Seminavis robusta
Lineage: Eukaryota; Bacillariophyta; Bacillariophyceae; Naviculales; Naviculaceae
Source: the annotation of a GenBank genome assembly
AUGAAGGUGGACAAGAAAGAGAGUGAAGGUCAACUAGCAGAGGGAGAGCAGAUUACAAUUCCCAAGAUCUUGGAGCUUGCCAAGAUACCCUCUUCAGUGGAGGCAACAACACCAAACUACCAUCAUGUGGUCAAAAUGGAUUUACCGAAUUGUGGCUUAUCCGAGCUCCCAAAGGAGUUUGCCACCACUUUUCCUCAAUUGUCCAUUUUAUUUUUGAGCAACAACCAAUUUCGGGAAAUGCCCAAAAUAAUUGGCGACUGUCCCAAACUCAAAAUGGUCGCGUUCCGUAGCAACGGCAUGACGUCCAUUCACCCGGAUGCCUUGCAGUCACAACUGCAAUGGUGCAUCUUGACGGAUAAUCAAUUGACCACGCUUCCCGAUUCGAUUGGCAGAUGCACCAAUUUGGAAAAGCUAAUGUUGACGGGAAACCAAAUCACCCAUCUCCCCGAUACCAUCCAACAGUGCACGAAACUGGUCAUGAUUCGAUUGGCAUCCAAUGCUUUGACCGAAAUGCCAUUGCCUCUCUUGCGCAUUCUGCGACGGGAUACAGCUUACAAUUCAGCUUUACAGCUUUACAAUUAG